AUGGCGGCUCCAGCCCCAGCACCUCAACAGACGUCGAACGACCUGAGCAAGGGCUGCCAGCCCGUCAUCUUCGUCUUCGCUCGUGGCUCGACCGAGCCAGGGAACAUGGGGUACCUCGUUGGACCUCAAACGUGCACUGCUCUGAAGAAGGGAGGUGGCGUCGCCUGCCAGGGUGUCGGAGGCGCGUAUACGGCCAGCAUCAUGGACAACGUGUCCACCCUCGGAACGACGCAGGCGGCGAUCAAUGAGGCCAAGAAGACGUUCAGCAACGCGGCGAAGAAAUGCCCGGACGCAAAGAUCGUCUUCGGUGGCUACAGCCAAGGCGCCGCCGUCAUGCACGGUGCGGUGUCGUCUCUUGAGGCGGGCCUCAAGGAGAAGGUCGUGGGUGGUGUGCUCUAUGGCGACACCCGCAACCAGGAGGACAAAGGCCAGAUUCCCAAUUACCCUAAAGAGGCGGUGAAGAUCUUCUGCAGAUCGGAUGAUGGUGUUUGUGGCGCGGGACUCUCCGUCACGGCUGGCCACUUGGCAUAUGGUAGCGACGUCAAUGCUGCUGUCCAGUUCCUGCGACAGAGGAUCGGAAAGUAA
This is a messenger RNA of Eremomyces bilateralis CBS 781.70, 585 nucleotides long. RefSeq names its product cutinase. The record is from RefSeq and is a predicted model, not a curated record. Gene Ontology annotation, molecular function: cutinase activity. Gene Ontology annotation, biological process: carbohydrate catabolic process. The transcript has 3 exons. The coding region runs from base 1 to 585 and encodes 194 amino acids. Gene Ontology annotation, cellular component: extracellular region. Lineage: Eukaryota; Fungi; Ascomycota; Dothideomycetes; Eremomycetales; Eremomycetaceae.